Molecule: messenger RNA, 2751 nt
Organism: Sycon ciliatum
Lineage: Eukaryota; Metazoa; Porifera; Calcarea; Leucosolenida; Sycettidae
Product: testis-expressed protein 9-like
Exons: 12
Coding region: 540-1772 (410 amino acids)
Source: RefSeq, a predicted model, not a curated record
AGCAACGCAACCACAAAAUAGCCCGGCGAUCAUCCGACCGGAUGUAGUCUGUACGUCGUUGUACUUGUAAGUUGUAGAUCAACUCGCGACUGAACUGCAUGCAGUUGACAUGGCGAUAGAAUGAGGACGCUCUCUUUACCAAAAACGCUACACAGUAGAUCUACACGCCACAAGUAGGCCCACACCAGCAUGCUAGCAGCAGUUGCUUGUCAGUUUUCAUCACGACUGUGCAGAUAUGCAUUAUGGUAAAGGUAGAUUUGUCGGGGAAAUUAAUACCAUCGAAACUGCGGCGCUUCUGCGCUGACUAAUGGGCAGUGGUAUUACUAGCGGAUAGUUCUCUUCGCCUAGCAUCUUCUUUAUAUUAUAGGGUGUUUGGACUUCCAAUAAGCAGCUGGAUUUUCUGCAAGAUACUACCAAGUAAAGCACUGCAGCAGUGAUUUGUACAAAUUAUUUCAGUACCUUGAAUGUUAGUUGUUCGUCUCUUCAGACCGUCUGUCCAUUGAUCACCAUAGCCUGCACAUAGCGGAUCAACGGCGGACAUGCAGCAGCGAGGAAAGGGUAGCUCAGCCACCCGCCCGGCAACAACGCUUGGACGCCCAGCUCAGUCAUCCAGCACUCCUUUGAAGGCGAUUAGACCGCAGACGUCGGCUGAUCUACUGCGGCAGCGCGAGGAAGACUGCCUCAAGCGCAAUGCCGAGUUGGAAGAGCGUACCAGCAACCUGAUGCAGGAAGCCCAGGCAUUCCUGACCAAGGAGCGGGCUUCUCCAACACCGCCAUCAUCUAGACCUGGUACUUCGUCCGGUCACCGGGCCAGAUUUGAUGAAACUGAUGAUUCUCGCCCACCAUCCACACGCAGGACCAAACCCAGUACAAAGGCAACCUCUGGAGCAAGGCCCAAGACUGUCGGCAUCGCUGCAAAGCGCAACACAGCUACAGGCCCAUCGACUACGGCGACCGGCGCCCGGCCACCAUCUGCACCAACAAGUUUCCGUCGAACAACACGGCCGCCCAGUGGUGCUGGUGGUGCAGCCGCUGCAGCUGUCCUGCUAAGGGACAAAGAGGACAAAGACACUCCGACUGGCACCGAAGAUGUGGCCGCCGCUAGUAUCAUGGACCAGGCAGCAGAGAUUCUGGCCACAGAUCAGUCGGAUGAAAUAGCUGUUGGUGCUAUAACACGUCUUCUGAAGGCCAGAGUAGUUGUCUUGCAGGAGGAACUGCAGUCCAUGGCUGUAGAGAGUGUCACAAAGGACAACAAGAUGAAGAAGCUCGAUGGAGAAAUGAAGCAGCUCCAGGAGGACAGGGCCCAGUUGACAAAGCAGGUACAAACUACCAAAUCACAGCUGGAGAGGCAGGUCCAGCUGACAGAUCAUGCAAAGCAGACCUCUUCUAGCCUGGAAAAACAAUUGUCUGGUGUUCGUAAGGACUACGAGUCAUCUCAGAGCACUAUCAAACAGAUGCAAGCUAGUCAAAGUGCACUGGAAGUCAGAUUGAACCGUGCACUGGAAGAGGUGGAGCGCUGCAAAGCAUCCAUGCACCAGAGAAGUAGCCAGGCAAAGGAGACAGCAGAUCACAGUAGACAACUUGUAGAGCAGUUACAGAAGCAGGCCAAACAGCAUGAAAAGCAGAAAGCGGACCUCAUCGCCAUCUUCAAGAAACAACAGAAACUAAUCGACGUGCUCAAGCAGCAAAAGAUGCAUAUUGAAGCUGCACGCGUCCUGGAGUUCAGUGAAAAGGAGUUCAUUAGCCUGUUGGACUGGGGGAGUUCAAGCUAAACCCAGUGCACUGCACCCUGCAGUAUGUUCUCUGCAGAAUAGUCCAUUCUACUCGGCAGAGGUUCUUGUCUUCUGCAAUGAGUGAAUGGUACUCGGCGUGCACCCGGUAUGCGUAUAGUCUCUCAACGAUGUGGUACAAUGGUACUGCACGUCAAGCUGUCUUCGAGCAUCCAGCGCAUCAUGGAGCCAUCUACAGCCUCGGAGUGGAGAUCACUGUAGUCCUGUACUCCUCUACUGUAGGCCUGUACAAAGCCAGUGCCCAUCGUAUCUGCCACUGUUGUGAUUCUUGGACUCAAAGCAAACUCAUCACUAUGCCAUGCGGUAUAUGCUGUAUUCUUACCGUUACGGUACUAGUGCACACACCGAAAGCAAAGGUCUGUUUAGCUGUAACUUCAACUUCACGCAUCCUAGCAAUCAUUAGGCAGCCGCCGCAUUCACCCGACAUGAUCGCUAGGAUGCCUGUCACUUGAGGUUACAGAUGAACUAAACUAAGUGACAAACGCCUUCGGUGUGUGUGUGUGUGUGUGUGUGUGUGUGUGUGUGUGUGUGUGUGUGUGUGUGUGUGUGUGUGUGUGUGUGUGUGUGUGUGUGUGUAUUGCUCAUGGCAUUUGUGCAUUGUACUUUUUUCGAGUUGCCUCGACCGACCCUGUUUGUGUUCUUACCACCAUGUUCCAAUGGUAACUCGCCCUUGAUUAUAAGUCGCAGCCCAUAUUCACGUCCGAGCCAAAUCAGUGUCUUACUACAUUCACAUUAAAGUGAGAAAUCACACUCAACUGUAAGUCGCACCUCCUUCUUUUCCCUUGAAGUUUAGUGUAAUUGCUAACACAUUCACAACUCGAGGCCGCCAUGCCGACAAUGCAUUCUAUACGGAGGUAACAUUGCACCUAAAUCUCUCUUCUCAAGCGCUGUGUUUCUCAUUUGGCAUUCACCCAGUGUGUUUGUUUUGGAUCUGAGACUGAAGCCAUGCUUCAACACUUUU